AUGGCCAGACAGUCUACUCUUCGCCCGCUGGCCGACCACCCGUUUACUCCCGUCUCUCUGUGGUGCCUGAAGUGCUUACGCACUUCGGUGAAGAACUAUGACCCCUCUGAGGGGAAGAAUUUCGCGACUGGCUGCGUUUUUGACGCGGCGUCCUCGGUGAAGUGGCUGCGGGAAUGUUGGGAAACGGUGUCGAUCUUGCCGCAAUCCUCAGAGUGGGCCGAUUUCUUCUUCGCCGAGGAGAGUGAGGAAAUUUGGGACUUGUUCUUGCGGUCCGUGGUGGGCUGCGCCGCGGCUGCGUUGGCGGGCAAAUUCGCGGACGCCGAAAAGGCACAUCGGGUGGAGCAUCAGACGUCCGCCGCAACAAAGAAGGCUAUGGCGAAAUUCCAAAAGUAUUGCCGUCCGGGCCGUGUACUUGCCAAUUGA
Molecule: messenger RNA, 423 nt
Organism: Aspergillus saccharolyticus JOP 1030-1
Lineage: Eukaryota; Fungi; Ascomycota; Eurotiomycetes; Eurotiales; Aspergillaceae
Exons: 3
Coding region: 1-423 (140 amino acids)
Source: RefSeq, a predicted model, not a curated record